AUGGAAACAUUACUAGGAGUGAAAAUCGGCUGCCUGUUUGCCCUGCUGGCUCUCACCAUGGUCUGUGGCCUAAUUCCCAUCUGCUUCAAAUGGUUCCAGAUUCAUGCAGCCACAGGUCGUCAUCACCGGGUCCUCAGCCUCCUGGGCUGUACUUCUGCAGGUGUUUUUCUGGGAGCAGGUUUCAUGCAUAUGAUUGCUGAAGCUCUGGAGGGAAUUAAAUCAGAGAUGCAGAGCCUCAUGAUACAGAACAGGACAGAAAAUGAGGGAAAUUCUGAUGAUGCUGAUCCAGCUCAGAUGGAGUAUCCCUAUGGAGAGCUCAUUAUCUCCCUGGGCUUCUUCUUGGUCUUCUUUAUGGAGUCACUGGCAUUGCAGUGCUGCCCUGGGGCUACUGGACGAUCAGCAGUGCAAGAGGAGCAGUGGCAUGGGGUUCAUGCCUUUGGACUCCAUAGCCAUGGACAUGUACCCUCACCCUCACUGGGGCCCCUUCGAGCCCUUGUCCUCUUGCUCUCCCUCUCCUUUCAUUCAGUGUUUGAAGGUCUAGCUGUGGGCCUGCAGCCAACAGUGGCAGCUACCUUGCAGCUCUGUCUUGCUGUCCUGGCUCACAAGGGGCUCGUGGUGUUUGGUGUAGGACUGCGGCUGAUACAGAUAGGCACCAGACCACGAUGGGCUGUGUUCUCCAUACUGGCAUUAGCUCUCAUGUCACCGGUGGGCCUAGCUCUAGGUCUGGCUGUGGCUAGAGGGGACCCUGACGGAGGACAAGGCUUAGCCCAAGCAGUGUUAGAGGGAGUGGCAGCUGGCACCUUCCUGUAUGUCACCUUCCUAGAAAUUCUGCCCCGGGAAUUAGCUGCUCCCGAGGCCCCUCUGGCCAAGUGGGGCUGUUUCAUUGCUGGUUUCACCUUCAUGGCCUUUAUUGCCAUGUGGGCAUGA
Orycteropus afer afer is the source of this 927-nucleotide messenger RNA. RefSeq names its product solute carrier family 39 member 2 (gene SLC39A2). Gene Ontology annotation, biological process: zinc ion transmembrane transport. The transcript has 4 exons. The record is from RefSeq and is a predicted model, not a curated record. Bases 1 to 927 code for a protein of 308 amino acids. NCBI's taxonomy places the organism in Eukaryota, Metazoa, Chordata, Mammalia, Tubulidentata, Orycteropodidae. Gene Ontology annotation, cellular component: plasma membrane. Gene Ontology annotation, molecular function: zinc ion transmembrane transporter activity.